CAAAUUGAAAAUCAAUGCUAUACCAUGUCCCAUUGGCUUGCAUCGUGAAUUGAUCUUGUACAAUGUUGGUUCCAGUAAGUUACCAUGUCCAAAACACUGACACCAACAGAGCAGAACAGGACAGAUCAAGGCAGCAUGACCAAAAGAAAAACUCGCAGCAGCACAAAAGCAGAUCAGAAAACCGUUGAAAAUGAAAACGACCCCAUCGCCGCAACUCAGGAACAAGACUCACCCAUGAAAGCCCCCAUCACCCAAACCCAAGCAGAAGAACAACAUCAACAACACAAGCAAGACCCGCCAACAAUCCACCAUUUCACACUCCCGUUCAAAGACGACAAGGAAAUCACCUGCGAGCGCCGCGUCCCCACCACCAGUGAUGGCAGCAACAAUCGUACCAACCAUGCUCCUCACACUCUCAUUUUCACUCAUGGCGCCGGAGGCGGAAUCACCGCGCCUUCGACCUCGGACUUCGCUACUGGGUUCUCGAGUUUUGCGCCAAUAGUUUGCUAUCAAGGGACGAUGAAUCUUACGAAUCGGAUCAAGUAUUUUCAUAUUGUAAUUGAGAAUGAGAAGAAACAUACACAGACGACUACGACUAGCGAGGUGGUUCUGGGUGGACGGAGUAUGGGUGCUCGGGCGGCAGUGUUGACGGCGCUGGAGCGGCGAGAGAAGAUGUCGGAGAAGGAAAAAAAUGGAGCGUUGGUGUUGGUGAGUUAUCCUUUGAUGGCGGGCACCAAAGGGGAGAAGAGGGAGGAGGAGAGGAGAGAGAAGAUUUUGAAGGAUUUAGAUGAGGGAAUGGAUGUCUUGUUCAUUGUGGGGGAUGCAGAUGCCCAAUGUCCGAUGGAAAUGUUGGAGGAGAUGAGAGGUGUGAUGAGGGCGAGGAGUUGGGUUUGUGUGGUUGAAGGGGCGGAUCAUGGGAUGGGGAUGAAGCCGAAUAAGGCUGCGGAAGAUAUGAGGAGGAAGACGGGAGAGGUUGCUGCGAGGUGGUUGGAAGAGAGGCAUGACGAGGCGAGGGACAGUACGAUGUCGUGGGAUGGUGAGAGCGGAGAGAUUGUCUAUAGCGGGUGGCAGAGGACAUGUUCCGGUGAGCAGCCUAAAGGCAAGAAACAGAAAUUGUAGCAUGUGGUUUCUUGAAAGAGUUGUUGCACAAGAUGGUAUAGCGACGUCGUUGGCCACGUCGUGCAAGCAGGAGAAAUGCAUCAUCGUGACGAGCGAGAUGCGCUCUCGUUACUGC
This is a messenger RNA of Sphaerulina musiva SO2202, 1234 nucleotides long. RefSeq lists its product as uncharacterized. NCBI's taxonomy places the organism in Eukaryota, Fungi, Ascomycota, Dothideomycetes, Mycosphaerellales, Mycosphaerellaceae. Bases 85 to 1119 code for a protein of 344 amino acids. The record is from RefSeq and is a predicted model, not a curated record. The transcript is spliced from 2 exons.